AUGGAAGAUAUUCAUAAAACUCAAAAUGACGAAUCAUCAUCAGAAGAUUGGACAAUCACAUUUUGCGUUAUUGGAAAAGCGUGUUCCAAUACGCGUUUACUUGCCGCACUCGAAGAUCGUUAUGCGUAUGAAUGUUUAACUGAUGAUGAACAUGUUCUUCGAACCUUGUCCGAAACGAAACAAUUGUUAACAAAACGUCAAUUGCGAAUUUAUGUUGUGCAAUCGUUUGAUGAAAAUCUGUUUUAUAGUUUAAAAGAGGAUGAAAACAUCUACAUAAUUAGUGCCGAGCUUGUCUUAACAUGUGCAGAAAAGAAAAUCGAUAUUCCAGUACCACGGAGAAAUCGUCCAUUGUAUUCCCAACAUUUGGCAUCGGCAGUGAUUUGUUUUGUGGGUGGUACUCGUCGUGAAAUACAUACGAAGUUUAGUGAUAUUGUACAUUAUCUUGGUGGAUCAGUUCGAAAAGAUUACAGCGAUCAAGUGACUCAUGUAGUAUCGUUUGCGAAUUUAGGCGAGAAAUAUCUGACGGCGUUUAAUAUGGAACGAAGCGAAAUUCUAACAGAAGAUUGGCUAUUGGAAUGUUGGAAGGAAAAAGAUAAUCGAAAUUUUGAUGCAUUGAACGCAGAUUUUAUUCGAACAUAUCGUGCUAAACCGCUGCAUAAUUUGAAUCUCUUCUUUUUUGGUGCUGCUGAUGAUAUAGAACAACGACACUUACGCACCCUUGUUCUUGCUAAUGGUGGCUAUACAACAAACGAAAUAUCCGAUGCUACACAUAUCGUCUUUUGCAAUGGAAUGGAUGCCAAUACUUUUCUCACCGCUUUUCCCUCGUACAAACGGAAACAUCGUCAACAUAUGGUUAAUGUUCAAUGGUUUUGGGAAUGUUUAUGUUUAAUGGGCAAAGCCGAUGAAUCAAGUUAUUCAAUCAAAUUACCUGGUAUGAAUGAAACAACAACGCCCGAUUCUCCUCGAUCAACAUUACUUUCGCUCUCAACCUUAUCACCAUUGUCAACGUCGAUAAAUGAUUCGAAUUAUAUGCAGCAGCAUAAUGCAACCACAUCAGUGAAACGAAAACGACGAAAAGAAUCGAAUUCCAAUAUGGAAAUGAAUACUACACCUAACAAUAAGAGAUUUAAUAGCAGCAACGAGAAUGAAAAUGGUCUUGGUGAUGAAAUGUCAACAGAAAAUUUUGAGAAACAAAAAACACCGAAUAUGAAAAAAGAUAAUAAAUAUUUAAUCAGCAUGGAAAUUCGAGAAACAGAAAGAAACUAUGUUACAAUGCUGUCGAAUAUCAUUCGUUUUUUCAAAACAGAAAUGGAAAAAGAUGAUCGUCGAAAUGGACCUAUCUUAACCAAAGUUGAAAGUACACAAAUAUUCGGUAAUAUCGAAGAAAUUUAUCAUUUACAUCUGACCAUUGCUGAACAACUUGACCGAGCACUCAAUGAAGAUGCCUGUAUUGGUUCGGUUUUCUUAGCUAAUGCAACUGAACUCUUACGUGUUUAUCAACCUUAUACGAAAUUCUAUGAUAAAACUAUUCAAGCAAUUCACUCACUUGAAAAAAGCAAUUCGCGUUUCUAUGCUUAUUUGAAAAUCUGUGAACACAAAUCAGAAUUAGGCAAACAACAUCUCGCUGAUCUAAUGAUUCGACCUAUUCAGCGUUUGCCAAGUGUUUUAUUGCUUUUAGAACGUUUACUUAAAUAUAUACCAACGACACAUACAGAUCAUCAACAAUUAACAAAUACUAUCGAUAAACUACGUGAAGUAGCAAAGAAAUUAAAUGAAGAACGAGGAAAAACGGAAAAACAUCUUUCAUUAUUCAGUAUCGUUAAUAGUAUUGAUAAUUGUCCACCCGAACUGCUUGCAGCACAUCGAGAUUACUUACAAAAAUUCAAUUUAAUCGAACUUUCACAAGAACUAACUGGCAAACGAACGCACUUGACAUUGUUUCUUUUCUCCGAUUGCAUCGAAAUAACUAAAUUACGUGUAAACACAUGGAAAACACCAGGUGUUAAAUCGACGAAAUCUUACAAACAUGUAGCGCUAAUUCAACUUAGCGACAUACGAAGUUUAUUCGAUAUCGGUGCCUCAUCAUGUGAUGAAAAUGAACAGUUCGGUAUGUUGUGUUCAAUCGAUGGUCAGGCUCGUCAACUCAUAUUUCGUGUUGCUGAUAAUCACAUGUCUGUAUCACGUUCACAUCUAACCGACUCGAUGACAUCGUUAACAUCUCUCUCGACUGUCGCAAGUAUCAAUCAGACAAGUAAAACAGAAGUUCUUCAACAUCUAGCCAAAGCGAUUGCUGAAGAACGAUGUCUACUCGAUAAAACGUCAUUAAUUGAAAAUGUCGGACCAGAAAAUGGAGCAUUUACACCUCUUUCAGCAAUGGAUUUCAUGAGUGAUAAUGAUACUCUAUCAACUCAUUCAACAAUGAGUGCAACAACAACAACUAGUGGAUUAAAUUCCGUGGGAAGUGCAUUACGAACUGGUUUAUACAAAGCAAAAAGUCGUCUCAGUCGAACAUUUUCUUUCAGUCCAAUUUCAUCGAAAAAUCGUUUAAAGAAAAUGUUAACAUCGAAUAGUUCACUAUUACAUUUAAAUGAUAAAGACAAUAAUGAUUUCAACACAAUGAAACGUUUAAGUGUCCCAUCUCGACAAGAUUCAUUUACGAGUGAACGUAAUUUUCCUCAAUCACCAUCAAGAUUUAUGCAUUCAAUUCAAGAAUACUGA
Messenger RNA from Adineta ricciae, 2718 nucleotides. The record is from the annotation of a GenBank genome assembly. Lineage: Eukaryota; Metazoa; Rotifera; Eurotatoria; Adinetida; Adinetidae.